This is a messenger RNA of Thamnophis sirtalis, 531 nucleotides long. NCBI's taxonomy places the organism in Eukaryota, Metazoa, Chordata, Lepidosauria, Squamata, Natricidae. The record is from RefSeq and is a predicted model, not a curated record.
AUGUGGUUUGGUCUGCAGACAACUGAAAAUUUAAAGUUUUAUGCCAUCUCAUCACGAUUUAAACCAUUCAGCAAUAAGGGAAAAACAUUGGUAAUUCAGUAUACAGUAAAGCAUGAACAGAAAAUUGACUGUGGAGGUGGUUAUGUGAAAUUAUUUCCCUCCAAUCUGAACCAAAAGAAUAUGAAUGGGGAAUCUCUUUACUACAUCAUGUUUGGGCCUGAUAUAUGUGGUUCUGAUACAAAAAAAGUCCACAUCAUUUUAAACUACAAGAACAAAGUUUAUCCUGUUAAGAAACAAAUUCGCUGCAAAGUGGAUGGAUUCACACACUUAUAUACAUUGGUUUUAAAAUCGGACCACACAUAUAAAGUGAAAAUUGAUAAUAAAGUGGUGAUAUCAGGCAUUUUAGAAGAUGACUGGGACUUCUUGCCACCGAGGAGAAUAAAUGAUCCAGCAGUGAAGAAACCAGAGAAUUGGGAUGAUGAAGCUGAAAUUGAUGAUCCAGAGGACACUAAGCCAGAGGUGAUGCUCUAG